Molecule: messenger RNA, 583 nt
Organism: Galendromus occidentalis (western predatory mite)
Lineage: Eukaryota; Metazoa; Arthropoda; Arachnida; Mesostigmata; Phytoseiidae
Product: fatty acid-binding protein, heart
Exons: 2
Coding region: 126-521 (131 amino acids)
Molecular function (GO): lipid binding
Source: RefSeq, a predicted model, not a curated record
GCGAAGGUAAUCCCUCUCCAUCCGCGUCGGCAAGAUAACGGUUGUGCACUCAGGCUACAUAAGGGGGCGCUUUGACGUUGGCACGACUCUUGAGAUACUCAGCACGGCGACCCACCAGAAGCAAAAUGGUUGAAGCACUUGUUGGAACCUGGAAGCUCGAGUCUUCUGAGAACUUUGACGAACUUCUCAAAGAGCUCAAUGUAGGCUUCAUGGUGAGGAAGGUGGCUACGAGCUCCAAACCCAACGUCGAAAUCUCGAAAAACGGGGACGAAUGGACAAUCAAGACCAUUUCACUCAAGACCACCGAGAGCAAAUUCAAGAUCGGCGAGGAGUUCGAGGAGCACAAGGCCGACGGCUCCAAGGGGAAAUCCACCUUCACCAUCGAUGGAGACAAGCUGGUCCAGAAGUCUGACAACCAGGGGAAAGAAUACUUCACCACUCGGGAAGUCGAGGGCGGAAAGCUGAAGGUCACCGUUAAGGCUGGGAACGUCACUUGCAUCAGGACCUACGUCAAGGCUUAAACAUGAAUUGAUCGCCCGCGAGUGAUCCCGAAUAAAGAUAAUUUAUUGAAUGGACCUUGAAA